Messenger RNA from Calidris pugnax (ruff), 3455 nucleotides. RefSeq names its product piwi-like RNA-mediated gene silencing 2 (gene PIWIL2). Gene Ontology annotation, biological process: regulatory ncRNA-mediated gene silencing. Gene Ontology annotation, molecular function: piRNA binding; protein binding. The transcript has 21 exons. The coding region runs from base 1 to 2586 and encodes 861 amino acids. Gene Ontology annotation, cellular component: P granule. NCBI's taxonomy places the organism in Eukaryota, Metazoa, Chordata, Aves, Charadriiformes, Scolopacidae. The record is from RefSeq and is a predicted model, not a curated record.
AUGCCCUCGUGUCCCCCCCCAUCCAGCUUUGCCUUUGGGGCCACGGAGAGGGGUCUUCUGCAGGAGUUGGUGUCCGUUGGCAUCGGGGACAACCGGACGGGGGAGAUGAUCGUCCUGGGCCAUGUGAAGCACAAAGGGGACGCACCACCUGCCCCCCACCCCCCCGGGAGAGACAACGCCGCCGCCGUGCCCCCCCGUGGCAAGCCCUGCGUGGCCCCCGUGCCCACCCUGCGCCCACCGGGACCCUCCCUGCCACCCGGACCCCCCCCGGGGACCCCCCCGGCGGCCGGCAGACCGGCAGCGGGGAGGAAGCCGGUGCCGAAGGGAAUGGCGGUGGCUUUGGGGCUGAAUUCGGUGAAAAUCCACUGCCAGAACGAAGCUGUCUACCAGUACCACGUCACCUUCAGCCCCGAGGUGGAGUGCAGGAGCACCCGCUUCGCCAUGCUGAAGCAGCACCGGGCGGUGACAGGGGACGUGACUGCUUUUGAUGGCUCCAUCCUCUACCUGCCCAUCCUGCUCCCCCAGCCCGUCAGCGUGAAGGCUGAGAGGAAGAGCGACGGGGAGGAGAUCACCAUCACCAUCCAGAUCACCAAAGUCCUGGAGCCCAGCUCAGAUCUCUGCAUCCCCUUUUACAACGUGGUUUUCCGGAGGGUGAUGAGAAUCUUAGAUAUGAACCUGGUGGGGAGAAAUUUCUUUGAACCUGCCCAGGCCACCAUCAUCCAGCAUUACAGGCUGCAGAUUUGGCCAGGAUACUCGGUCAGCAUCCGGAAAAAGGACGGUGGCCUCUUCCUCUUGGUGGACCCCAUCCACAAAGUCAUCCGCAGCGAUUCCGUCCUGAAUUUCAUGCACAGCAUCUACAAGCAAAGCCUUGGCAGCUUCCAGGACGAGUGCACCAAGCAGCUGGUGGGCAACGUGGUCAUCACCCGCUACAACAACCGCACCUACCGCAUCGACGACAUCGACUGGAACAAGACCCCCAGGGACAGCUUCACCCUGGCCAGCGGCCAGGAGAUCACCUUCGUGGACUACUACAGUAAAACCUACGGGAUCACCAUCAGGGAGCUGGACCAGCCACUGCUCAUCCACAGGCCCAAGGAAAAACAGACACCAGAGGGGAAGCGCCGGUUGGACAUGGUGAUGCUCGUGCCAGAGCUCACCUUCAUGACUGGGAUCCCCGACACCAAGAAGAACAGUCGAAUGGUGAAGGACGUGAUGAGGGAGAUGCUGCAGAGCCCCAGGCAGCACUACCAACGUCUCACCAGCCUCCUGCGCAGGAUCAAGGACAACCCGGAGGCCUCGGGGGAGCUGAUGCGCUGGGGGCUCACCCUGGACCCAGAUAUCUACAGGACCCAGGGCCAAAUCCUGCCCAUGGAGAGGGUCAACCUGCGGCGCAGCUCCUUCGUGCCCACCGAGGACCUGAACUGGAACAAGGAGGUCACCAGAGAAGCUUCCAUCUCCACGGUCGCCAUGAAUUACUGGCUGCUGGUUUACCCCAAGCGCCUGCAGGACCUGGCCAAGGAUCUGGUGGCCUCCAUGGAGAGCGUCUGUGGUCCCAUGGGGAUGCACAUCAGCCGGCCAGCCUUGGUGGAGCUGAAGGACGACCGCAUCGAGACCUACGCCAAGACCAUCCGAAGCGUUUUGGGCACUGAGGAAAGGGUGCAGCUUGUCCUCUGCAUCAUCUCCAGCAGCCGGGAGGACUUGUACACGGCCAUCAAGAAGCUCUGCUGCGUGCAGACCCCAGUGCCCUCCCAGGUCAUCAACGCGCAGUCCCUCAUGGGCCAGGCGGGCAAGAUGAGGAGUGUGGUCCAGAAAGUCCUGCUGCAAAUAAACUGCAAGAUGGGGGGCGAGCUCUGGGGGGUGGACAUCCCCCUGAAACAGCUGAUGGUCAUCGGGAUGGAUGUCUACCACUGCCACAGCAAAGGCAUGCGCUCCGUCAUCGGCUUCGUGGCCAGCAUGAACCACGUCCUCACCAAGUGGUACUCCAGGGUGGUCUUCCAGAUGCCCCACCAGGAGAUCGCCGACAGCCUGCGGCUCUGCCUGGCCGAUGCCCUCCAGCAUUUCCACGAGAUGAACCACUGCUUGCCCAAGAAGAUCGUGGUGUACCGGGACGGCGUGUCGGACAGCCAGCUCGACACCGUGCUCAAGUAUGAAAUCCCCCAAAUGCAGAAAUGUUUUGAUACCUUUGAGAACUACCAGCCCACCAUGGUGGUGGUGGUGGUCCAGAAGCAACUCAGCACCAAUUUCUACGCCCUGACGGCGGAACAAUUCAGCUCCCCUCCUCCGGGCACCGUCGUCGACCACACGGUCACCAGUUCGGACUGGGAGGAUUUCUUUCUGGUGGCCCAUUCCUCUCGCCAGGGCUGCAGCAUCCCCACGCGCUACGUCUGUGUGCUGAACACGGCCAACCUCAGCUGCGAGCACCUGCAGAGGUUGACCUUCAAGCUUUGUCACCUCUACUGGAACUGGCCGGGCACCAUCCGCGUCCCCGCUCCCUGCAAAUACGCUCACAAGUUGGCAUUUCUUUCGGGGCAAAUCCUGCACCACGAGCCCAGCGCCCAGCUCUGUGACAAACUCUUCUUCCUAUAGCUGGGGGGAUGUGGAAAAAAACCAAAAGAAAAAAGAAAAAAUUAAAAAAAACCAAAAGAGCUCAUUUUUGGGGUUCAGCUCCCCCAACCGCUGCUGGUAAAAUCUGCAAAAGGGACUUCCUUUCCUUAAUUUUUUAUUGUUUUAUUUAUUUGUUUCUGCACGUGGUUUUUUUUUUAUUUUAUUGGUUUAAAAGGCUGCUCAGAAGCAUCCUGCAGGGCCCCAGAACAAUGGACUUUUGGGAUUUAUCUCCAUGGGAAUGAAAUUGCAGCAUAAACCCCAUCGCUCUGGGGCCCUCCCAGUCUCUCCCCACUGGUUUCCAGUCCUCCCAGCAAAGGGGUUGGAAUAAACGAGCCCCAGAGGUGAGGCUGCUCCCCCAGCGCAGGCUCCAGCUCCUCCCUCCCCAUCCCAGGGGGGUGCUGGAUGCAAAACUCAACGAUUUCUGGGAUUUAUUAUAUUUUUCCCCCAAAAUUUCUCCCAUCAUCCCCAAUCGAGGCAGCCGCCCAGUUAGAAUUUUAUUUACUUUUCUGAGUUCUCGUUUAAAAAACCCAGCUCCAGUUCAGCUGGUUGUUCUGUCACUGGUUUUCCGAGGAGAAAUCCUUAUUAUUUCUAAUUUUUUUUAUUAUUUUGUCGGGCUGGUAAGAAAGUGGGGCCGUAGCCCAAGGGAAAGCACAUGAGUUUUGAGCUAUUUCAGGUGUUUUCUUGCUGUGGCCACGAGAUGUUUGAGCCCUUUGCGUUUGAAACUGUUGAGGGGGGGCAAGAGCACCCCCAAAAUCACCUGGAUUUCACCUCCUGCCUCCCACCCCCCUUCCUUGUGCAAACACCAGCAGGGAUGGGGGUACAGCAGGAGCCUUUUCCUUCCCCCCUCAACC